This is a messenger RNA of Dioscorea cayenensis subsp. rotundata (Guinea yam), 1268 nucleotides long. Its product is annotated as mitochondrial uncoupling protein 3. The record is from RefSeq and is a predicted model, not a curated record. Gene Ontology annotation, biological process: response to cold; transmembrane transport. Lineage: Eukaryota; Viridiplantae; Streptophyta; Magnoliopsida; Dioscoreales; Dioscoreaceae.
UUCUCAAUUCGUCGAUCUCAAUCGGAAAACCAAACACGAAUCACGGCGUGAGCUUGCGUUGGCUCCCGCAUGGGUGGCGGCGAGGAUGGACUCUGGCGAACCUCUGCGAAGAUCGGGUUGGCGUCGGUAGCGGCAACUGUGGCGGAGACGGCGACGUUUCCGAUAGAUAUCAUAAAGACUAGGCUUCAGCUCCGCUAUGGCCACUCCUCCACCGGAGCCUCCCUCCGCGUUGCAGCGGAUAUAUGGAACAAGGGCCGGAUGCUUGGGUUCUAUAGUGGUCUCUCUCCCGCCGUCCUCCGCCAUGUAUUGUAUACUCCCGUUCGCAUCGUCUCCUACGAACACCUCCGUAUCUCUUCCUCCGAUGCUGAUGUUUCCCUCUUCCGCAAAGCUUUCGCCGGAGGCGUUUCAGGCGUCGUCGCACAGGUUUUGGCUAGUCCAGCUGAUCUGAUAAAGGUGAGAAUGCAAGCAGAUGGGCGUCUUCUCACACAAGGUCUUCAACCCAGGUAUGCAGGAAUUUUUGAUGCUUUCAGAAAGAUUGCCCAGUCAGAAGGUUUUUCUGGCCUUUGGAGAGGGGUUGUCCCAAAUGCUCAGCGAGCAUUUUUGGUGAACAUGGGAGAAUUAACAUGCUAUGAUUCAGCAAAGCAUUUUAUCAUUAACCAAGAAAUUUGUGAAGACAACAUCUUUGCUCAUACAUUGUCAUCUGUUGCAUCUGGUCUCUGUGCAACUGCUCUUAGCUGCCCAGCUGAUGUAGUCAAAACUAGAAUGAUGAAUCAAGCUGCUGACAAAGAGGUUGUGAGUGCAUACAUGAAUUCCUUUGAUUGUCUGAUCAGGACCGCAAGGUCUGAAGGCAUAUUGGCAUUGUGGAAGGGUUUCAUCCCCACAUGGGCCAGGCUUGGCCCUUGGCAAUGUGUGUUUUGGGUUUCUUAUGAAAAGUUCCGGCAAGUCUCUGGGCUCUCAUCUUUCUAAUGCACUUUCUCAGAUUCCUUUGCACCUGGUUGUUCUCAAGGUGUGUAUAAUUGAUGCCAAGAACUUUUAACAGAACUGACAUUCAUAAGAAGGCCACCAUAAAUCUCAUUUAGCUACAUACACAAAUAUUUGCCAUAGUACAAUGGCCUUCUCGAAUUUUGUUUCCAUAUACACAAGUCUUGUAUUAUACAUUUUGCUAAUGCCUUUUUUCCCAUAAUGAAACUAAACUGUGAGAGGAAUUAUGUAACUUGUUUCCAUUGAAUUGGGGUUGGUUUCACUUGUUAACCACCCAAUUUUCUUGA